AUGAAUGGUAGGAAAUUAUAUCAAUCUGUUGUCGAGAUAACCAACGACCUAUCCAACCUUGUAGGUAUUGGAAGUUUAAACUUUUAUAAUUUGCCAUUCGACAAAUCGGAAUUGGGUGGGAUCAACAUUCUUCCGUCUGAUGAGGCUUCAGAUAACAGAUUAGAUGAGGGGCACGAUGAGUGGAAAUGGUUGGAUAUUGAUUUCUUCAAUUAUGUAAUUGACGGUGACAUGCAUCCUAUAUUACAUGAUAUAAGGUUUCUUAUCACCUUUCGUUAUAUCAUGGCCACUUAUAAAAUGUUUAAAUUCGGUGUUACCACAAUUGCUAAAAUAAGAAUAUAUGCGGUGCCUUCAGAUACUAAAGAUUCGAAAUAUUUAAGUGAAUGGAGAGCUUCAAGACCCAAGAAAUUCGAAUUAAAGAAGAAAUUCAAAACUGCUUGGCAUAAAUUGGUUAAUAAUCUUGACUUUUCCUUUCACAAUUGGUCUCAUGUUGACGAAUUUCCUAUAUUAUUGAUCGAUUGUCGUUUCACCAAGAAUGUUCAAGAGUCUAACCAAAAGGAUAAUUUUCAUCUAGAUAGAUGGUGUAAGAAUCUACCCUACAUACCGGCCCCGAUUUCUGCAAGCAAUGAAACUCUUGCGAUCAAAGUUCAAAAUAUCUACAAUUCCAUACCUUCGCCUGAUAUUUCAAAGUAUUAUAAUCAAUCUACCACCAAGAAUUUUAAGAAUCUUGUCCCCAAUGCAGAAGAAGUUAUUGUGAAUCUAGUGCAUAACAUGCUGGAAGGCAACACCUCUAUCCCAGGAGUAAAAACUCAACUAUACCCUUUUCAAAUCAAAUCCUUGAGUAAAAUGUAUGAGAAGGAGUCGAUACCAGGAACAACAUUAAUCCCUAAUUUCAUUGAAUUAUCCUCAUGUGACAAAAAAUCAAAGUAUUAUUUUGAUAUCACCAAUGACGUGUUCUACCUCAAACCAGAGAUUUUCAAACAACCAAGAGGUGGUAUACUAGCGGAGAAUAUGGGUUUGGGUAAGACUCUUAUAUGUUUGAGUUUGAUAUGUAUGACGAAAUGGGAGAUAUCUGUUUUACCUCAAGAUUAUCUUAUAUUCUUGCAACAAACUCCUGAGGUAAGUGAAAUGAUUUUAGACGAAUAUAAUGAACUAGUUCCAAAGAAUCCUCCUCAAUAUCAACCGGUGAAAAAACUCACUGAAUUUUGUCGUCAAACCAUAACCCAGAAUUCACUCCCAUGGAAAUACUACAUUGAUGAGAUACCCGAAUCAAUUGCUAAAUAUCUAGACGAUUCCCCAGGAUACUUUCGAAUUCCAUUGGAGAAUUCUGAAUACGUAACUCCUUAUAGUGUGCAAAAAAGUCGUCGUUCAGAAAGGAUUAAAGACCUUGAUGAAGAACUCCCUCAAGAAGGUAGGCAUUUCCGUACGCUAUAUUAUUGCAAUACAACGUUAAUUGUUGUACCAGAUAAUUUAUUCCAUCAAUGGAACACAGAAUUGAAGAAACACAUCGAGCCAACGUUCUUGAAAAAGUUAUUUAUUUCUAAUCAAUUCAAAAAGGAAAUCAUUUCAGAAAAUGGCGUUUUCACUAGUAUUGUUAGGUUUGACCCGGUGUACUUCCUAAAAUUCGACUUAAUAGUGGUCUCAUUAUCAAUUUUGUCCAAACAAUUGGAUGAAUAUUUUGAUAGUCCUUUCCUAAACAUCUUCUGGAAACGAUUGAUAAUUGAUGAAGGUCACAGUAUGAACUCUAAAACAUCAAGAGCUGGUAUUUUGUGUAGAGACAUUCAUGCUGAAAGGAGAUGGGCCGUCACUGGAACCCCCACUUCUGGACUUACAAGAUUACAUAUGGAUGAAGAAGACGAGGAGGGUAAAUCAUCAAUAACUAAUUCUCCCAAGAGGAAGAACAAGUAUGUGGUCAAAAAUAAUUUCAAUGAACGUGAUGACUUAGUGAAGUUGGGUAACAUUAUUUCAAAUUUUUUGAAAAUAGAGCCAUUCCAUUCUCAACCUAAACUAUGGAACAAUUCAAUGAUAAGACCUUUGGUUGAUGAUAUUUAUGGAUCUACGGCUAGUUUAACCAAUCUUUUGAACUCAAUAGUUGUAAGACAUUCGUUGGAUGAAGUUGAGAGGGAUAUAAAGUUACCUCAAUUACAUCAUGUAUCGGUUUUUUUGAAACCUUCGUUCCACAAUAAGUUGGCUAUAAAUAUCUUUGCGGCUGUGUUGGCUGUCAAUGCUGUUUCUUCCGAAAGGAAAGAUGUUGAUUAUAUGUUUCAUCCAGCCAAUAGACAACAGUUGAGAAGAUUGAUCACCAAUUUACAAAGAGCCACUUUCCACUGGAGUGGGUUUAAACAAGAAGAUAUUGAAACUUUGAUUCAUAUUUGUAAGAAAGCUUUAGAAAAGCGUAAACCCAAUGGGGAUUCAGUAUAUAAUCGACAAGAUGUGGAAUUAUUGGAAAAAUCCAUGGAUACAGCUAGUUCAGCAUUGAAUAAUCCCCGGUGGAGAACAAUUGCCUUAUUACAUGAAAUGAACUAUUAUAUCACAGGUUUACCUGAUAUUUUCACCAAAACCUUCGGUACAGGAGUUUUAGAAUCAGUCGAUGCUAAUGGCGAUCAAAAUGAUAUUGGGAUAUUUGGAGCUCCUCAUAUCAACCAGCUUCAAGACUUUUUCUACAAAAACAGAUUCAUUGAUAUGAAUGACGAAACUAAAGUGACAGAGAAGUUGGAAGAAUUGUCAAAACCUUUUUGGUCCAACUAUUGGAAGAAUACUAUGAAACAGAACAAGCAAAAAUUCAACAAGCAAGACAAAGAUAAUGACGAUAAUGAUUUUUUACAAGAACGUAUAAAAAUGGCGAUUGAUUCUCCUGAUGCACCUAUCCCUCAACAGAGACCCAAACCCAAACCCAAACCCAAACCCAAACCAAAAGCUAAGCCGAAAUCUCCUACCAAGAAGCUGGCUAAAGGCCAUAAGCGUCGAAGCUCACAAGAUUUAGAUGAUAUUGAAUCUAAGACUGAGCUAGGAAGGGAAAAUGGUGAAGGUUUGAAAAUAACUAAUGAAGUUAACACAAUUUAUUCAUUAGCCAAACAUAAUAUUUCAUAUGAUAAAGUGAGAGAUGCUAUAAUACUUGGUACGGCUUCUAGCAAAUUAUCUUAUCUAGCCAGUAAGCUUCUUGAAAAUCAACAUGAUAAGAUAAAAUCCAUUGUAUUCUUUGAAUUCGAAGACAGUGCUUAUUAUUUGACAGAAUUGUUGGAUAUUUUGGGUAUAAAUUAUAUUUUGUAUGCUACAUUUAUUAACACUGCACAAAGAGCAGCCAAUUUGUCCGAAUUUAGUGCAUUCCCUAGUGAAAAGGACGGUGGUAUUACUUUAAUUAUGGAUUUGAGAUUAGCAGCACAUGGGUUAACUAUUAUUGCAGCCACCAAGGUUUAUUUUAUUAGCCCUGUUUGGCAAAGAUCAGUUGAAGCACAAGCCAUCAAAAGAGCUCACAGGAUUGGACAAACCAAUGAGGUGCAUGUUGAGACGUUAGUAUUAGAAGAUACUUUGGAAGAAGAAAUUUAUAAGAAAAGAUUGAAUCAAAGUACAGAAGCAAGUAGUGACGAGAAGAAGAAAUACGUCAUUGAUGAUACUGGGAUGCAAGAAUUUAUAUUAAGACACAAAUUUUUAGAUAUGGAUGAGUCAGAGAACGAGUAUGCUCCCUUUAUAGCCCCUGCCAAUGAUUCAGGCAAAUUUGCAAAAAAAGAAGAAUUCGAUGACCCUUCUGCUUUGAACGAUCAUGAAGAUGUCCUUACAAUAGAUAAUAAUACAAUAAUGAGGAAUUGGAAAGUGUUUCUUUUCAAUAAGGACAAUUUAACCAAAUUGAAUUCAGCCAAAAAUCAAAAAAUUACUCGUGACUUUUUGAAAGAUCAAUUUAUAAAAAGCAUGGUGGAUGAAAAAGAUGAACAGGAAGAUAUGAAUCUUAAAAAGAAAAUUGGAGGACCUGUCCGGAAAAAAGUAAGAUUUUGA
Yamadazyma jaroonii is the source of this 3987-nucleotide messenger RNA. The record is from the annotation of a GenBank genome assembly. Lineage: Eukaryota; Fungi; Ascomycota; Pichiomycetes; Serinales; Debaryomycetaceae.